CAAUACAGUUCGUUUCUGCUAAAUUAGUGUAAUAUUUUUAAGCAGUAAAAUUUGUGCACUACCAAAAUACUGAAAAAUUCUUUUGAUCUCAAAAUUUAUUUAAAAAAAACGCUUUCUUUACGGUCAUGGAUACAUCGGGGUGCAGUAUGUCGGGCUCGAUGCGAACGCGUACUUCCAUGGGCUCGGAGUCGAGUGUCGGCGACUCUCCCAGUGGCAACAGCACUUCCUCGGGAGUCAGUGUAUCGGACUCGGAUCGAUGUCCGCCCAACUGUGAUCGCGAUUGCUGCCAAGGGGGCAUAAACCGACCUCCGUACGCCAAAGUUCAUCCGGAGGACAGGAGCUGUGUCCUGAAGUUCCUGCUAAAACGCUUCGAGCAGUCUGAGGACGAAGUAAGCUCGCUGGGCUUCAGCGAAUGCACUGCGGUGGAGAACUCCGACUGCAGUCUGCUGAUCUUUUGCACGGACGAACACUCAAAGGAGUGGAUCAUCAAGGAAACUCAAGCGAUUUGUCCGCCCUUCAAAUGCACAUCCUUCAUUCGCCACUUCGUAUUGGUGAGGGUGUCCUUUGUCAUACCAAUAAUGACGGAGGAGAGGCGACUCUGCAAGAUCUUUCUUCAGUUUGAACGAUACAACGGUUUGAACACCGGCAAGUGGUGUGUCGUGAAUCAAAUACCACUGGAUCCUUGCAGCCCUGAUUACGAGUCUAAAGUGAUUUUCCCCGAAGCGGAGCACGUUGAAAUCGUGGCCUACAUAGACCCAGAUAGUGUUAAAAUUAUAAAGGAGAAUUGCUCCCAGAUACGUUACCUAGUCCACCACCUGCACGUGGACUUUUGCCCAAAAAUGUAGACCGUCUCAAAGAACUGGAACUAGAAGGCAUAUCUUAUUCUAUAGUUAUUUGUAUAGUUUUGUAAAAUUAUGUACGCACAUCCAGAAAAGAACUGAUGAGUAUUAAUGGCUGAUUUCCCUACUGCGAAGCCAAAAUAAA
Messenger RNA from Drosophila takahashii, 984 nucleotides. The record is from RefSeq and is a predicted model, not a curated record. NCBI's taxonomy places the organism in Eukaryota, Metazoa, Arthropoda, Insecta, Diptera, Drosophilidae.